AUGGAUGUAGAUAGAGCGGGUCGGCAGGGGACCUCAGUUUACGGCGAGAUGUUAUCUCUCAUUUUACUUGCUGUUUCUGCAUCACUGUCGUCUGCAAAAACUGUUACUUAUGACUUUGAUAUUGGCUGGGUCUCAGCCGCCCCUGAUGGGUUCACACGGCCUGUGAUUGGCAUCAAUGGCCAAUGGCCCAUCCCCACCAUUGAAGCGAACAAGGGUGAUACCAUCGUCGUCAAGGCAAAGAAUUCACUCGGAAAUGAAACCACCUCGCUCCACUUCCAUGGCAUGUACCAAUUCGGCACUCCUGCAUACGAUGGUGCCCUUGGUGUUACGCAAUGCGGAAUUGCUCCUGGACAGUCUUUCACAUACACGUUCGAGGCAGCACCAUCUGGAACCCAUUGGUAUCAUUCCCAUGCCAAGGGUCAAUACCCGGAUGGACUUCGAGGGAAGAUGAUCAUCCACGACCCAGCGUGGGAGAAAAACUUGAAAGUUGACGAACAAAUAUAUCUAAGCAUGUCUGAUUGGUACCACACGCAACAACCAUUCCUCAUUCACGAGUAUCUGAGCCCGGGUAACCACAACGGUGAUCUCCCAUCGCCUGAUUCCUUCCUGUUCAACGACACCAAAACAGCCCCAACCUUCAGCUUUAAACCGGGGAAGCGGUACUUGCUACGUAUCGUCAAUGUGGCCGCACUGGCAUGUGGUCAAUUCCAUGUCGACGGACACAAGCUUACAGUCGUUGAAAUAGACGGCGUACAAAUUCGUCCUCAAGAUGCUGAUACUAUUGUCAUAUGCGCAGGUCAACGUUACGAUGUCAUUGUCGAGUCAAAGAAGAACCCUUUCUUCGGUUUCAAGUACAUCGCCAAAAUGACGAUAGAUAUGCUGACUAAGGAUAUUCCGAGCGACAGCGCUAUGUCUGUCAUUGGGAAUAUAACAUAUAAAGGCUUCUUAGGGGUCCUGGAUUUCAUUUUCAAUCGAUUUCUGCACCCUUCUUGGGUGCCGCAGGUGGUGCUCGACGACAUUUCGCUGAGGCCGCUGAACAACGAAAAGUUGUACUCACCGGUCACGAAAAACAUCAAUUUUGUCGUCAACCAGACGUACUAUGGAGGUGUUGGGACCCGCAUCAAGAUCGGAAAUGAGCCAUGGGUCGAGCCUAAAGUUCCGUCGCUAUACACUGCUCUCUCGACUGGUGCAGCCGCAUUAGACGCAGAUACCUAUGGCGUUGGCGUGGACCCUUGGAUCAGCAACCAAGGGGACGUUAUCCAAGUGUACUUGAAGAACCCACAGGUAUGGCCUCACCCUAUGCAUUUACACGGCCACGAGUUCCAAGUUGUAGCCCGCGGUGUUGGCGAAUGGGACCACAACGAAGCCGCCCUACCCAAGAUCCCUAUGAUGCGCGACACAGUCGUCGUCCCUGCAAACGGCUACAUUGUCCUCCGUUGGCUCUCCAACAACCCUGGCGUUUGGUUCUUCCACUGCCACAUUGACAUGCACCUUGUCGGCGGCAUGGCCUCCAUCUUCAUCGAAAACCCGACGCAGCUCCAACAACAAUAUCGAUCCGUACCCUCAGACGGCAUUGCCCUCUGCGAAGCUAGUAACGAAUGCUACUGCGGAAAUUGUCUGUGUAGACAGGGCAAUGUUUCAAUGGCUGAUGCAGAGAGUAAAUGCAAUACGAUUUUUAACACGUAUGAGGAUGGCGAGCCGUAUGGCGCGCUGGUUGCGAGUCCUUGCGAGGGGAAAAGGAUAUUGGAGAAAAAGAGGCAUAGGUGUGGUGCUAGUGUAUGAAAGGAGAGAUCAGUGGCUUUCAUCGCGGGGAUGUCGGAUGUGGUGUUGU
Messenger RNA from Lindgomyces ingoldianus, 1831 nucleotides. RefSeq names its product laccase-2 precursor. Gene Ontology annotation, cellular component: high-affinity iron permease complex. Gene Ontology annotation, molecular function: copper ion binding; ferroxidase activity. Lineage: Eukaryota; Fungi; Ascomycota; Dothideomycetes; Pleosporales; Lindgomycetaceae. The record is from RefSeq and is a predicted model, not a curated record. The transcript has 8 exons. Gene Ontology annotation, biological process: cellular response to iron ion starvation; reductive iron assimilation. The coding region runs from base 1 to 1782 and encodes 593 amino acids.